This is a messenger RNA of Hibiscus syriacus, 706 nucleotides long. RefSeq lists its product as uncharacterized. The record is from RefSeq and is a predicted model, not a curated record. Bases 32 to 514 code for a protein of 160 amino acids. The transcript has 2 exons. NCBI's taxonomy places the organism in Eukaryota, Viridiplantae, Streptophyta, Magnoliopsida, Malvales, Malvaceae.
AAUAAGAAAAAAGAAAGCAAGCAAGAAGAAGAUGGGUCUUCCAUGUUCCUAUUUGGCUCUUUUGUUUCAAAUUCUACUUUUGACGAGUGGCCUUGGGAUAUAUGCUGUGAAGGAUUUGAGAGAAAAACAAGGGGAUGAUGCUUACUACCACGACACUAGAAAUGCUGUGAAAGAUUUUCCUCAACUUAUUAAGAACCUCGAGGAUAAAUAUUCUAGUAUUUCUUCCAUAGAGAAAAAUCCCGAGUUGUCUUCUCAACUCACUAAGGAGCUUGAGGAUAUAUAUUCAAGUAUUUCUGGUUGGAAACCUUCCCUUGAGAAAAAUCAUGAUUUAUCUUCUCCGCUUACUAAAAAAAUUGAAGAUAAAUAUUAUAGUAUUUCUUCCGUAGAGAAAAAUCCCGAGUUGUCUUCUCAACUCACUAAGGAGCUUGAGGAUAUAUACUCUACCAUUUCUGGUUGGAAGCCUUCCCUUGAGAAAAAUCAUGACUCGUCUUCUCAGCUUACUAAAAAAAAUUGAAGAUAAAUAUAGUAUUUCUCGUUGGAGAUCUUUUGUUGAGAAAAGUUCCCGGUCGUCUUCUUAGUUAGCUAAGAAAUUUAAUAAUAAAAAUUCCAAGUAUUGAUGGUUGGAAAUCUUCUUUCGGAAAAAAGAAUCGAAUUGUCUUUCCAACUUACUUUAAAGCUCAAUAAUAGAUAUUCUAAGUUUGUUGUA